GCCUUUUAUUUUACUUUAGCGUAUUAGGUGCAAAACAGAACGUACAUUUUACGUCACCAAUGCGACACAUGAUAAAUAUGAAUGGGAUGGCGCUUUCAAACAGAUGAUUUGGUGACUUUUUGUGGCAAAAUUCCCUAAAUUUGUACACAUUUUCGUAUUUACUUGGAGGGAAUAAUGUGCGGGAUUUGAUUAGGACUGGGUAUAAAUUAAAUCGUGAAAAUGUCUAGACAAAGUAUUCUUCAACCAGUGGAUGUUAAUAUUGGUAGAUCGCCUAGCAGGAAACGUGCAAGAUAUGACGAGGAAGCGUUCGGGGGUAAUAGCUGGAGCUUAAAUAAGAGCGAUGUAAUUUUACACGAAAUAUUUGAUCAUGGUGUCGGUAGGUUGGAUUGUGAUACUGAGGAAGUGCUAAGCGAUGACGACACUAUUUUCAACAAAGAGGAACCAAGGGCUAUUGACGUGUCCUGCGUUUCAAUGUCUCCUUCCUCCAAAGUCAAACAAUUAGCCAUACUUGAGUCAACCUUAACCAAAGAAGCAUUAGAUAAACUAACUUUAGGAGAAUGGGAUAAUCUUUUAGUCAAUAAACCCAUGAUGAGACCUACAGACAAAACCAAUUACUUUAACUCCCUAUCAGAUGAAGUGGUCCUGCACAUACUGAGGUGGUUACCUCGAGCUCACCUCCGCGAAAUAUCUCUAGUGUCGCGUAGAUUUUAUCGAUUAACUCACGACGACAGCCUGUGGACCCGCAUGGACAUGUCCAACAAAACUUUGGCGCCCGGAGUAUUCGGCACCAUACUCGCCAAGCAAGUGGUCGUACUCAGGCUGGCCAAAACAAAAAUUUGCGAUCCUCCGAUAAAUCCUACGUGUACCUUGUCCAGCAACGAUUUUCAAUGUAGAAUGGUCUACUUGGACUUGAGUAUGGCUUACAUCUCCACCGAAACUCUGGCGGUACUUUUCGGGAAGUGCAGGCGUUUGAAGAAAUUAAGUUUGGAGAACGUGCCUGUGGACGACGACGUCCUGCGGGCGCUAUCGGGGAACAAAGACAUCGAGGUCAUUAAUUUUGCCAUGAGCACUGGCAUUCAGGAGGAAGGGCUGAAAUAUUUAGUUAACAAUUGUAGAAGGGUGAGGGAAUUAAACGUAGCUUGGACCUACUUGAACAGCAAAAGUAUUCAAUAUUUGUGCGAGAAUUUACCGUCCUCUAUGGAUAGGCUUAACUUUUCAGGAUGCAGGAAAUUAUUGAAUGAUAAAAAUGUGUCAGAUUUAGUGUCCAGUUGCCCAAGACUGAGAGAAUUAGACUUAUCAGAUUGUACCAUAAUAACCGGGGAAAGUGUAAGAAAAAUUGCAAUUCUGGAGGAUUUACAUUUUUUGGCUUUAUCCAGAUGUUACUCAAUACCAUACAAGUCAUUACUGCAUCUGAAGAAGAGCUCAAAUCUCUCGUACCUGGACGUGCACGGGUACAUGGAUAGGGCCGAGUUGCGGCAAAUCGGGGACGGGUUGGGGCCGCAGGUGCAGUUAAACAAGUUCGUAUUCAGCUCGGUGGCGAGACCGACGGUGGGCUUGAGGAGGACCAGUAUUUGGAACAUGCGCGUUAGAGAUUGACUUUGAUCGAUGGAGGAUGUAACUUAAUAAUUUAGUUAACGAAAAUUGUGAUGUUAUUUUAAGUUUGUUACGGUUAAGUGAUAACGACUGCGUUCGUCCAUAUGGGUAUUUGUAUUUUUGGUUACUUGUCCGCUUCUCCUCACUGCCAUGUGUCAUACUUAAAAACAGAUUAUUUAUGAAAGUUUAUUUAUUAAGAACUAUACAUGUUUUUUUAAUGGGUUUACUUAUUAUAGUAACAAUGAAU
Messenger RNA from Brassicogethes aeneus, 1840 nucleotides. Lineage: Eukaryota; Metazoa; Arthropoda; Insecta; Coleoptera; Nitidulidae. The record is from the annotation of a GenBank genome assembly.